UUCUGCUCGAGAAGCUCUAGAUUGUUUUUUUGAUGAGUUUAGAAGAUGUCUGGGACAUGAUGUCGAAUCUGAAGUAUCGUCAGGCAGUGCAAUAAUUGCUGACGAAGCCAUUAUAUUGAUGGGAGUGAAAAGCCUAUUGGAGGAUAUGUGCAAUACAUCGAGUCGUUUAUAUAAAAUUUAUAGCGAAAACUACCAAUGUCUGCAAGACGUCUUGAAUGGCACUGAACUGCUGGACAUGUGUGGUCUUCAAGCAGCCAUGUGGUACCAAAGAUACAAAGACGGUAUAUCUAGAGGCAGUGACAAAAGUGAUUUUAAAUGCUUACUUGAAGCCACUGUCUUAGGAUGUAUAUCAGAAAAUGUUACGACUAGAUGUGGAGAUGAAGCUGGAUUCUUUGUGGUUGAAGAAGUGCACCGCAACAAAUUUUUAAAACUCGCGUCAUGUACUCCUCAGCAAAUUCUCCAACUCCAAAACAGCUAUCUGUUCUCACUGAACCUGGAAUCAAGUAGACGAAGGAUCUAUCAACGGGCUUUCGAUUUAUGAAGAAAAAGAAAAUGAUCACAGUAUAAAAUACUACUUUUCUUCAUUGUAAAUUGCGUUUGGUACAUUAAAAUGCCCACAAACAUGUUUACCAAUAAAUUUUUUUGCAAUUUGCUUGCAAUGUUUAUAUGGUACCAGUAACACUAUGAGGAAAAUCAAGAGGAAGUCUCAACUGUUUUUCAAUUGGAAACCAGAAAAAAUUUCAAGGCGAAAUCUCGCUGGUACGUAAUACUUGUAAUUACCUCAUGCAGAGCAGAUUUCAUUAGAGUAGAGGUAUCUAACUUUUUGCCCACAAGUAAGGAGUGAAACACGACAAUUUUUGAAGUGACAGGUUGAUAACAGAUGUUUAGCGUUAGUUUAUAUUUUGACAAUUGUAGGAUUCUAUUGUGGGACAUUACUUUGACAAUUGUACGAUUCAAAACUAGGACUAACACUAAUGAAUAACAAACUAUAUGUUGUUAAAGCACCAAAUACUACCAUGAUGUAACCACGAUUUAUAUUAAGAAUGUUGCAAGCAGAUAUAUGUAAACUCUUUUUUCUCUUGA
Messenger RNA from Parasteatoda tepidariorum (common house spider), 1083 nucleotides. RefSeq lists its product as uncharacterized. Lineage: Eukaryota; Metazoa; Arthropoda; Arachnida; Araneae; Theridiidae. The record is from RefSeq and is a predicted model, not a curated record.